Molecule: messenger RNA, 997 nt
Organism: Durusdinium trenchii
Lineage: Eukaryota; Dinophyceae; Suessiales; Symbiodiniaceae
Source: the annotation of a GenBank genome assembly
CCGCAGCAACCACACAAAGCCUGACAAAAACCUUUUGAGGCCUGAGAGUGCCAACGUUGCGCUCGGGGGUGUUCCCCCACGGUGGCCUCGGCCAUGGCUCCGGUGAGCCUUCCAAACGGCGCCUUGGAGAAGCUCGAGGAGGAGUUCGACCCCGAACUGCCGGUGAAGAUUUGUCACCUGGGCCAGGCGGCUGUGGCCGCCCUGUCCUCCCUGCUCGCUGGCGCUUUGGUGCUCUUCUUGGAGCGCCCCAGCGGCGCCUCGGCCUCGGCUGCGGGUGCUGCCGCCGUGGUGUGCGCAGGGCAGCAGAGCGCGCCGCAGCUCCUCCUGCAAGCCUUGGCUGCCGCCUGCGGUGCCAGUGCUUCCGCGGGCGCGGAACCCAUGCAGAUUGGCGCAGCCGCAGGACUGGACUUUGAUGGCUCUGGCCAAGUGGGGAGCCUCUUCACACCCUCCUGCCAGGUCUUUCGAUUGCAUUUGGCUGGUGCGUUGUUUGCAGCCAUGAUUGCCUGGCUGGUCUUGGCACCAGGUUUGGAGUUCAGCCUGGCGGCUUGUGCCAUCCUCCUCGCCACCGGCUCCGUGGGCGCGGCCAUCGCCCUCGAUCCCGCCGCGGCGCGGCGCGACGGUGCCGGUCCACCCCCCGUGGUGGCGCUGCCGGUGCUGGGGCGACAGAGCGCGGUCUAGCGGGUCCGAGAAGUCUGUUGAAGGUUGAAGGAGAAGAAAUGUGUUGAGCAUCAUUAAAAUGCAACGUCACUGAAAGAGAAACAUUGUAGUGUAGAGAAGAAACUGGAGUUGGGGUAGGGUAGAAGACUGGACUCCAAAGUGGUUCAGAAUAGUUGCAUGGAGAACAAGUAACGAGUCAGCCAAAGCGGACAUGAGCCUCUCCGAUUUUGUCGGACAGCUUACAGCUGCGAGUUUGUUAUAUGAUGAAUAUGAUUAGAUUACCAAGACGGAAUUCAGUUUCCUUUAGUUUCUACAUUCGCAGCGGCCAGAGCAACCACAC